Phyllostomus hastatus (greater spear-nosed bat) is the source of this 2357-nucleotide messenger RNA. It is a transcript of the gene RGS6, whose product is annotated as regulator of G protein signaling 6. The transcript is spliced from 19 exons. The coding region runs from base 401 to 2062 and encodes 553 amino acids. Gene Ontology annotation, biological process: regulation of G protein-coupled receptor signaling pathway; intracellular signal transduction; G protein-coupled receptor signaling pathway. Lineage: Eukaryota; Metazoa; Chordata; Mammalia; Chiroptera; Phyllostomidae. Gene Ontology annotation, molecular function: GTPase activator activity. The record is from RefSeq and is a predicted model, not a curated record.
GGCGGGGAGAGGCGGGCGAGGGGCGAGCGCGAGGGAGCGCCGGGGAGUGCAGAGAGCGGGGCCAGCCCCGAGCGCGCUGGAGACAGCCGAGCGUCCCGCGCCCCGGCACCAUGCGACCCGCCGCGCCUCCUCGCCGGCCCGGGGCUUCGCUCUCCGCUCGCUGAGCCCCCGCACUCGCCACCCCUGAAACUCGCAAAGACGAGGCGAGACGCUGGAGAGCAGCGAAGAGACUGACCCAGACGUCCCCUUCGCCCCUAAAGAGGCUGCGGAUCCCCGUUUUCUGGGCUUCUCUAGCUUUACCAUGAACCUGGUGCAAGAUUGGCUUUAGGACAAAUUCGGAAGCCGGAGGGGGGAGUCGAGGCAAUUCUUUGGUUGCUAAGUGUGAGUGAAGGCAUCCAGGAUGGCUCAGGGAUCCGGGGAUCAAAGAGCAGCGGGGACUGCUGACCCAGAGGACAGCUCUCCAAACAUGAUAGUCUACCGCAAAAUUGAAGACAUCAUUACAAAGAUGCAAGAUGACAAGACAGGGGGUGUGCCCAUCAGAACAGUCAAGAGCUUUCUCUCCAAAAUCCCCAGUGUUGUCACAGGUACUGACAUUGUGCAGUGGCUUAUGAAGAACCUUUGCAUCGAAGACCCAGGGGAAGCAAUACACUUGGGAAGCCUCAUAGCUGCCCAGGGCUACGUCUUUCCCAUCUCGGACCACGUCCUCACCUUGAAGGACGACGGCACCUUUUAUCGUUUCCAGGCUCCAUACUUCUGGCCUUCGAACUGCUGGGAGCCUGAAAACACUGACUAUGCCAUCUAUCUCUGUAAGAGGACAAUGCAGAAUAAAGCAAGGCUGGAAUUAGCUGACUAUGAAGCAGAAAACUUAGCAAGACUCCAGAGGGCCUUUGCAAGGAAGUGGGAAUUCAUCUUUAUGCAAGCGGAAGCCCAAGUGAAGAUUGAUCGGAAAAAGGACAAGACAGAAAGGAAAAUUCUGGAUAGUCAAGAACGAGCCUUUUGGGAUGUCCACAGGCCGGUGCCAGGCUGUGUGAACACCACAGAAAUGGAUAUCAGAAAAUGUCGACGCUUGAAGAACCCACAAAAGGUUAAAAAGUCAGUGUAUGGGGUGACAGAAGAGUCCCAGUCGCAGAGCCCCGUGCACAUACCCAGUCAGCCAAUCAGGAAAACUACAAAAGAGGACAUCCGGAAACAGAUAACGUUUUUGAAUGCGCAGAUUGACAGACAUUGUUUAAAAAUGUCAAAAGUGGCUGAAAGCUUAAUUGCUUACACGGAGCAGUACGUGGAAUACGAUCCCUUGAUAACGCCGGCCGAGCCAUCCAAUCCCUGGAUCAGUGAUGAUACCACUUUAUGGGACAUGGAGAAGAGCAAAGAGCCCAGCCAGCAGCGAGUCAAGAGAUGGGGCUUCUCGUUUGACGAGAUGCUGAAGGACCAGGUGGGGCGGGAGCAGUUUCUGCGAUUCCUGGAGUCCGAGUUCAGCUCAGAAAACCUCAGGUUCUGGUUGGCUGUACAAGAUCUUAAGAAACAACCCCUACAGGAUGUGGCCAAGAGGGUGGAAGAAAUCUGGCAAGAGUUCCUGUCUCCAGGGGCCCCAAGUGCCAUCAACCUGGAUUCUCACAGCUACGAGAUAACCAGUCAAAACGUCAAAGACGGAGGAAGAUACACAUUCGAAGACGCCCAGGAGCACAUCUACAAGCUGAUGAAGAGUGACAGCUACGCCCGCUUCCUCCGGUCGAAUGCGUACCAGGACUUGCUGCUGGCCAAGAAGAAGCCAGAAAGUGAGCAAGGUCGUAGAACUUCCUUAGAAAAGUUCACUCGCAGUGUGUGCUGCUGGCGCAGAGUCAGAAUGGCCGCUGCAUUUCACCCCCGAGGUGGCUUCCUUCCAGCAGUGGGGAAAGUCGCUGGCGGGCAAGCGCCUCACGGGACUGAUGCAGUCCUCCUGACGGUUCCCACCGCAGGCCCGGGGCCGGGGCCCGAGGACCACGAGGGCAGGAGGCGGCGCUCCACAUCCGUGGACAGAGUGUCCUUACGGGGAGAUUCGGUCACUGUGAAAGAGAAAGAGUGAGGGCGCUAGAGGGCGACCACAGGGAGACCCAGUGGGUGAAUGGGGGGACCUGAGAGAAAGGCCACAGAGCCGGGGGUCGGCCCAGUAGAGGCCCCUGUUUACAACCCUCCCGUGCUUGUACAGUUGUGCGCCGAAACCCCAUUUUCUAAGAGGUCCUCGUCCCUAACUCAUUCAGGGGAGAACAUCUUGUAGGGUGUUGUGACUGUCACUUGAGAUAUAUUCUCAUCAUCACUCCUCCCGCUGUAUGGGGGAUGAUGCCAUCCAGCAAACACAAGAAGGACCAGCUGGCCCUGAG